GAGAAAACGAAAAAAUGCCGAGCACAAGGAGAAUAGUAUACUCGGCGCUCGUAGUAGCGUGGGGCGCGUCCUUUUAUCAGCUCGCCCUCAAGGAUCUGCUCAAUGUAACGUUUGGGCUGGGCAGGGAAAUGCAAAGUAUUGAGGAGUUUCCUUACGACUGCAGACGUAUCGAGCAUCCAAGCCUGGAGGCUUGCGAGGAUAUAUGGCUUGACGAUAAGGGACGGACGCUGUAUGCUGCGUGUGCGGGGACAGAGGGGAGAAAGUAUUGGAACCAGGCCAUGCAGCAAGUCAAUGUAACUGGACGGCGGCCCGGCGGCUCUGAACUCCUGGCCCUUGACAUUGACAAUCCCGGAGCAGACGGCCUCUUCAAUUUCCGCGCCAUCAAGCCGACGGGUAGCUACAGAGGAGCUACAGGAAACCAAGAACUCGAUCUCCUUGGAUUUGACGCCCAGGUCUUGGACGACAAGACGAUCCGGUUCUACCUUGUCAACCAGCGGCCUCCGGUUGGGCCGUCCAACGAAAUCAUCGAUGCAUCUACGACGGGCGAUAACUCUACGAUUGAGAUUUUCGACAUGAAAAAGGGUCAAAAGACGAUGCGCCAUGUCCGUACGAUUGCCUCGAGUGAAGUCUGGACGCCAAACCGUAUUGCGACCUUGGGCGAUGGAUCGAGUGCAUUCCUUGUGACCAACGACCACUCUGCCAAGGUUGGCCUGCGCCGAGAACUCGACUACUUCAUCGGCGGCGGCAACAUUGCAUACUGCUCUGACGCAGGCGAAUGCCACGCCGCCUAUUACGGCCACGAAACCGACGAGUCGACUGUCGGCCCCAAUGCCACGUCCAAUCCCUACCUGCAAACCGCGCUCAGCCUGCUCCCAAGGUCGCAGCUCAAGUUCCCCAACGGCAUAGCCCGCGGUCACGACGGCCUGUUCUACGUGCCCAGCACCAUCGACGGCAAAGUGCGCGUCUUCGCCCUCGACAAAACCAACAAGACGCUGCGCCUCGUCGACAGCAUCCACGUCGGAAUGCCGCUUGACAACAUUUCGCCCGACGCAAACGGCGAUUUGUACGUAGCGGGCAUUCCCAUGCUCGGGCAAGCCGCAAAGUCGUUUUCGGAGCCGUGGAAGCAGAUUUCGCCCGUCACCGUGUGGCGCAUCAGCAGGGCAGGGGAUGCCGCGGUACCGGGCGGUGCGGGUUAUAAGCUGGAAAAGGUCAUCGAGGAUAAAGAGUCAAAGGUGCUGAGUGGAACGACGACGGUAAGACAUGAUGUCAAGACUGGCCGGCUUUUUAUGGGAGCUGCGAUCAGUCCUUACCUCAUGGUGUGUGAGCCACGAGCAGCGGCAUAAUUCAUGCAGUAUCUUGCUGGUGAAAGUAAAGAAUAUUCCAGCAUUUCAUGUCCGUUGUUAUUUCAUGUUUUCCCUAUUUUCCAGUUUUCCAGUUUUCAUAGCAAGAAAGAUGCCCGAAGAAGGAAUACCAAGAACGACACACUAAAAAAAA
This is a messenger RNA of Exserohilum turcica Et28A, 1494 nucleotides long. RefSeq lists its product as uncharacterized. Lineage: Eukaryota; Fungi; Ascomycota; Dothideomycetes; Pleosporales; Pleosporaceae. The record is from RefSeq and is a predicted model, not a curated record. The transcript has 4 exons. The coding region runs from base 15 to 1343 and encodes 442 amino acids.